GGUUGGUUCGCUGUCUUCCCUCCCACUAAGCACAUGCUUCUUCUUCUUCUCCACCAUCUCCGCGACUCCAUUUCCCAUUUUUCUUUCUUUUUUUUUUCUCUGUAACCAAAUCUGGAAUUGAUUUCAUAUUCGCACCUUUUUUUGUGCCCUUUGAAAUUCUCUUUUAUUUUUGUGGCAUUUUGUUUUUUGUUUCACGCUCCCACAUGCGUCGCUCUCGUGUUGUCUGAUCUGUACUGGAUCACAAGAAUCUCUCCUUCUGCUACUUUAAUACUCUCUUCUCUUGUUCUUCCUCUGUAGAAGAAGAGGGGAAUCGGAAUAUAUCGAGGGGAAAUGAAGAGAAAAGGUGCGACGUCAAUGGUGUCUCCGACAUGAUUUUUCUCAUCAGCCGAGAAAGUCAAGAGGGGACAGAAAAGAAAAAGGAAAUUCCGAAUAUUAGCUUGAAUCUCUACAAUUGGCUUCCGAAGGUCGAAAUGAUUAGUUCUAGAUUCGAAAUUCUGAAGAGUUCACUUAUGUUUUGGGGUUGAAUUUUGGAACUUGAUCUGAUAUAUCUGUUGUUGAGACAUGGAAACUACCAUUGAUGCUGCCAAGUACAUACACAGUCCAGUUCACAGAGCCGUUGCCUGCAGAGACUAUGCCGGUCUCAGGGUUAUACUGUCUGGUCUCCCGAAGCAUCGGAACCCGUCUGAGAUUCAGACAGAAUCAACUUCCUUAGCCGAGGAGGUGAAAGCCGAUGCCAUCUCGGCUAUCAUUGAUAGAAGAGAUGUUCCAAACCGGGACACGCCCCUUCAAUUAGCUGUCAAACUGAGAGACGCAACCAUGGUUGAAAUGCUCAUGAUCUCGGGUGCUGACUGGACAUUGCAGAAUGAACACGGUUGGAACGCUCUACAAGAAGCUAUAUGUAGUAGGCAAGAGGCAAUUGCGAUGAUAAUAGUGCGGCAUUACCAGCCAUUGGCUUGGGCUAAAUGGUGUAGAAGAUUGCCUCGCUUGAUCGCGUCAAUGCAUAGAAUGAAGGAUUUUUACUUGGAGAUUAGUUUUCAAUUUGAGAGUUCUGUUGUACCCUUUGUGUCCAAGAUUGCUCCUUCGGACACUUAUAAGGUGUGGAAGGUAGGAGCGAAUCUGAGAGCGGAUAUGACUUUAGCCGGGUUUGAUGGGUUCAAGAUUCAGCGGUCGGAUCAGAGUAUACUUUUCCUCGGUGAUGGGUCGGAGGAUGGGAAAGUUCCUCCUGGUUCGCUUUGUAUGGUUUCACAUAAGGAGAAAGAAGUUAUGAACGCUCUGGAUGGUGCAGGUGCUCCAGCAUCAGAGGAAGAGGUCAAGAAAGAAGUGGCUGCAAUGUCUCAAAGCAAUAUAUUUAGACCCGGGAUUGAUGUUACGGAAGCUGUGCUCUUGCCACAAACGACUUGGAGGCGACAGGAAAAGAUCGAGAUGGUGGGUCCGUGGAAAGCUAAGGUAUAUGAUAUGCACAAUGUGGUUGUCAGCAUUAAAUCCAGAUGUGUUCCCGGCUCUGCAACUGAUAAGGAGUACGAGAACGGCGCAGAAGGGGGUGAUGAUGAUCUCAGCGAUAUUUUAACAGAGGAAGAGCAAAGGCAACUAGAGGCUGCACUUAAGCUUGAUCUUCCAGAAAACCUUCUUAACGAGAAUGGUGAAAAUGGUUCUCGAGAUAUUCAUGUAGAGGAUUUUAACGAGAUGCGAAAUGGGGGCAACGGGAAACACGAGAAGAAAGGGUGGUUUGGGGGUUGGAGAAGAAAGGAGAGUAAACACGAGAAGCAGAGUGUAUAUGUACCUCCGAGAAGUUCUCUCUGCGUAGACGAGAAGGUAAGUGAUCUCCUCGGAGAUUCUAAACAGAUAAAACCCGGGAGACACUCGGUGGAGGUGGUGGUGAGGGAUGAACACAGGAAAGCAAGAGUCACUUCUAAAUCACUGAAGGAGGCAAACCAUGAAAGCGAGUACAAGAAAAGUUUAAGACCUGUUCUCUGGCUCUCCCCGAACUUUCCCCUGCAAACUGAAGAACUGCUUCCAUUGCUUGACAUAAUUGCCAACAAGGUCAAGGCAAUUCGUCGUUUACGUGAUCUUCUCACAACAAAACUCCCGGUGGGUACAUUUCCCGUCAAGGUUGCUAUUCCUGUUGUACCGACAAUCAGAGUGCUUGUUACCUUCACGAAAUUUGAAGAACUGCAGCCAGCAGAUGAAUUCAAGACACCUCCCUCGAGCCCUACUGCUUCUGGCUAUGAGAGCCCAGCUCCAACACAUUCAUCAUCAUCAUCAUCUUCCUGGUUUAGUUGGGCAAAAGCUCCAUCUAACCACUCUAGAACAAACCCCUAUGGUUCGAGCAGCUUGAUCCAUUCACAUCAAGACCCGUUUGCUAUCCCGGCUGAUUACACUUGGGUCUCUGCUGAAGCAAGGAAGAAGCUGAAGCAACAGAAGCAGAAAUCCAAAAAGGGAAAGAACCAGAACCAGUGAGAUCACAGAUGAUGACCCGAGUUUUGAGACAUACUCCUAACCUACACAGGUUUUAUCGACACAUUGCCCUGCAAGGAUAGCGUAUUCUUCACGGGGAAAACACGGAGAAACAAGGGCUAUGCUUUUUACGUCAAAGCGGAUAACCUCAGUUUCGAAGAGGAAUUAGAACAUUUCAAUUGGGAAUCAGAUUGUUGAUUGCUUGCUUGUUCUUGGAUGGUACUAACAUGUUUGAUUGUUCAUUUUGUAAUAUACGAGACAGAAUUCUGCCUUUUACAGUUUCUUUGAGGAGCUGCAGAUUGUUUGAACUUUCCUUGAGUUGAUGGAAGGUUAUUCUUUUAAAUGUAACAGACAUCAUUCUUGUUCCUUUUGUAUCUGAGAAGUGUUUCUACUUACACA
Molecule: messenger RNA, 2853 nt
Organism: Tarenaya hassleriana
Lineage: Eukaryota; Viridiplantae; Streptophyta; Magnoliopsida; Brassicales; Cleomaceae
Product: ankyrin repeat domain-containing protein 13C-A
Exons: 3
Coding region: 562-2457 (631 amino acids)
Cellular component (GO): cytoplasm
Molecular function (GO): protein binding
Source: RefSeq, a predicted model, not a curated record